Messenger RNA from Apis cerana (Asiatic honeybee), 3199 nucleotides. RefSeq lists its product as uncharacterized. The record is from RefSeq and is a predicted model, not a curated record. NCBI's taxonomy places the organism in Eukaryota, Metazoa, Arthropoda, Insecta, Hymenoptera, Apidae.
CAAGAGUUUAUUUAAAAGUGUGAACUACGAGAAGUGUACAAAGCUGUAACCGUCUGUACGUAUAUAUAUAUAUUUAUGUUCUACUACAGUGCGUCUAUUUAAAGCAAUAUUUCGUCCUUUUACAUCAGGAUUUUGAGAGAGAGAAUAUCAGUGUCAGCUCCACUUUUUUUUUUUUAUCAGAAGAAUCAGUGCACCGUGAUUCCACGCUUGAAUGAGGAUAUUCCCCGAUAUCGGAAACGCAUUUCGCAGUUUCCGUUCGUUCGUCGAGCGAGCAGCUUCUCGGUGACCGAUUUCGGAUCGUGGUGUGUAAUUUAUAGCCAGAGAAACUGGAAAAAACGAGAGGAUUGUGUGUGAACUGAGAGUGUGACACUGUGAGUACAAUGUGUGGCUGAUGUAGUGUGCAAGGAUGAGAUUGAAGAACAAACAACGUUUGGUCGCAAGGAAGGACCUUGCCCCCUAUAUACUCCUCCUCGCAACGGGGCGCAAGAUGGGAGAGCUGUUAGAGAGAAAAGGAAACUAGAAGAAGGAUCGUAGUUACUUAAACAAGAAUGAAGAUUGGUCCAUGGCCCAGAUCCCCAGAUGCCCUUCCACGACACGAUAUAAAAAGGUGGCGCGGGUGCAUCGUCGACUCGUUUUUGCACGAGGAUACAUGAGGGGGAAACAAGGUGUGCGAUGGUUGUAAAGGGUAAAAAGUAGUCGAUCGGUGUCGUCGAUUGAACGAAGAGCUGGAGGAGGCACGAAUCGUCGUCGGGCCGGGAGUAAAAGUGUUGAUACGCGUUGUCUUGCUCUGCUUCCUUCUCGUCUUCGUCGUGGUAGUCGUUAUCGUCCUCUUGGUGAUCAAGCCUGAUCACAUUUGGGAGAUCAAGGCCGAGGAAUAGAAGAUUCUUCGGAAUUCGAAGUGGUUCUCCAAAGUGUUUUCGAGGAGGAAGUGAUUUUAAGAAAAGAGGUUAUAAAGGUUUUUGAUCCAUCUCUUUUAAACUUUGAAAAUAAUUAAGGAUAUCUUAAGAAGUGUUGAGGGAAUAAUUGGUUCUGAGGGGAAAAAAGGGGGGAUAAAGAUUUUUCGUUUCUGAAAACGAAUUCUAAAACAGCAAAAAAAAAAAGAAUCAAGAGGAUAUAAAUAGACACAAUGAUGAAGACGAUAUUCCUUGCUCUAACUUUGGCGAGCUUGGCAAACUGUCAGGGAACUCUGUUGGAAAUGUCUCAACAGUUGUGGGCCAAGCUUCUGUCAGGUGGAUUCUCGAAAGCGGGAAAGCUGGAUCCGCUGAAGGUUCCGACGAUCAAAGUGGAUCAAUCCGAAGGUAACACCAGUUACAGAAUUAUUCUUCGCAACGUGGAGAUAACUGGGCUGAACGAGUCCAGCCUGGACAGCAUCCACAUAGCUCGAGGCCGUUUGAAAUCGAACCUAAGCGAGUUGGAGGCCGGCUACGUGAGCUACAGCGAUCUCAGAGACUUGGACUCGAUCAGAUACAGGUUCCACACGUUGAUCAAGGAGCCGAAAGGGCAAAACGAGAGCUUCGAGGCAAUAGUUUCUGCCGCGAAUCGACAGAUAAAUAAAUUCGCAACCGGCUCCAGGGAGGAGGAGAGCCGCUUCGAGAGACUGAGAAUGUACGAUCCCUUCUUGAUGAAGAUUCAAGCGGAGAAAAUGAGGGCGCCUGCCACUGAUCGCCCCACCAAUGAGCCACGAAAAUUCCAGCAUCAGCCUGGUGGCUUCGGCUCCUUCAACAUGGAGGGCGCCAAAGUUCUCUCCAAGUCGGAGACCGCUCGUAUCAUCGAGAACUUGAGGUAUCCUUCCGACGUCCAGAUGAUUUACGCGAUGAGCGCGAUGAAUUCUGGAUUAAACCCGAGAAACCACGAUCAGAAGGAGAUCCAGGCAGGCAGGCUUGGUUCUUACGUCGGCGAGAGCAGGGAGGAACACGGCGGACGAGAAGAUGAGAGAAGGGAGAAGAACCCUGGCGGCAGAAGAGGGGAAGAUCGUUACGGGGAUGUUGAGACUAUGGCGUCAGAGAAUAUAGAGAGCGUGGCCAAGGGUCAGAGAUUCGUCCCUGGACAAAUCGGCAGGGAACAGGCGCGUCGUGAUCAAUCGAUUAAAUUGGAGGAUAAACCAGGGUACAUUGACAUCGUUUACGCGGACGGGGAGCGUAAUGGCGGCGUGAAACGCUUUGGAAACGGGAGAAUAGAGUCUAAGGGGAAUGCCAGAGUGUUCGGCGUGAACGGAGACGCAAAGGAUAUCCUGGAGAAUAAACGAGUUAUUAGUCGCAACUGUACCGAGGGGGAAUCGUUGACGAAGAGGAACGACGCCGUUAAGGCGGCCAUAGAGACGAAGAGGUUGGAUGGAUUAUCGAGAUACGCGAGAGAUUAUCAGGAGAAGCAAGGAUACUUCGAGGAAGGCAUGCAGUUGGUUUAUCAUUAUGGCGGGAUGGAUGAUAGGAAUCCUGAGGAGCAGAAAAUUGGCCAAGGGAGAAGACGCAAACGUGCUCAUGGAGGAAAUGACACUGAUGACGAUGUGAUGCACGUUAUCGUGAAAAUCAGGGUACCAUUGCUUCGCGUGAAGUCCGAUUAUCAAUUGAUGGGCAAGGUUGGACAGGAAUUGGUGAGAGGAAGGGGACAGUUCAAUGGGAAUUUCUCUGAUGUGGUUGGCGAUUUCACUAUCGAAUUGAAGAAAAGCAAAGGGCAGGACGAGUUGAUCGUUCGAGCAGCCAGGAGCAAAUUAAGUGCGACUAAGAAAAAUGUUUCUCUUCAGGGGAUGGACGAAAAGGGGCCAGUGAAGUCGAUCCUCAGCAAUGGCUUGAUGGCUGCGGAGGCGGUGGCAGCCAUGCUUGCGGAUGACCUGGCCACCAAGGCCCUGAACGACAAAACGGCGGAUGCGAUGAUUUACAAAAUGUACAAAAACCUUCCGGUCAAUUAAACCGGUGUCGAGGACAGUUGGGCUUUAAUCGUUUUGACAGAUUUAUAUUGUGUAAUACGUGGUCGAAAUAAUUCUUUCGUUGUUAAAUGUAAGCGUAUUUAAGAGAUAUUUAAGAUUUUAUAUAUAUAUAUAUUUUUUGAGAUGGAAAAAAGAUGAAAUUUUUGAGCAUUGUUUGAAGUUUGAAGUUUCCUCUGUCGAAGGUAGAAUAAGGUAAGGUAUCAUGUUAAGAAUUACGUCAGGUAAUAUUUCUUUUGUUUAUAUAAUAAAUGGGAUAUUUCUUUGAACAAUUUUAAA